This is a messenger RNA of Nematocida homosporus, 846 nucleotides long. RefSeq lists its product as uncharacterized. The record is from RefSeq and is a predicted model, not a curated record. NCBI's taxonomy places the organism in Eukaryota, Fungi, Microsporidia. The transcript has a single exon. The coding region runs from base 1 to 846 and encodes 281 amino acids.
AUGGGGGCAUUGGUCGACAUGAGAUUUGCCUGUUCAAUGGUCUCUUUACCAGUUUGUUCUGUUCUCUUCCAAGGAAGCGUGCAUGCCAAAUUUCCAGCCCGGGCUGUUAGUUUUGGCCGCGUCAAUCUGUACUCGCCCUACACCAUUCUCUUUCUGUCCAUGUGCAUUGUCAUGUGUGUCAUUCUUAUCAACCGAACCAAAAAGAUGUACUCCUAUCCAGCCCGAAAAGAGAUGCUUCUCUUCCUGCGAACCUAUCUGGCCACAAUUUCUUUAGAUCUUGUGCUUUGUUUUGGUAUUCGCGGGUUUUCGCUACUUAGUCGGGCCUUUUACGCGGUUGUGGUUAGUUUGCAGCUGGGAUGCUUGGCAGCUAGUUUUGUGGCGGCUUUUGGCACUGGGUACGUUUGGAUGUUCCCUAAAAAGCUUUCGAGCGAGUGUGCCAACAUGUGCCGCCGUAAUACUCUUUUUGCCCUGUGUUUUCUAACAGGGAUCUUGCUGGUUUGCAAUCUAACCUCUUUAGGAGUAGGCGUGUUUGCCAUUAUCUUUUUGCUGCCGGCGAUAAUGAGCUUUCUCUUCUCCUUUUCCCAACUAGCUAAGCUUGGCGCUCUGAAAGUUGAAAUAUGGAACUAUGGGUCCAUUCUAGUGGUGAAUAUGUUUAUGUUGCUGAUUGGUAGCACUCCUCUUGGAUUAGGUGCUCUUGUGGUUCUUAUCAGUGAUAGGUAUAUUGAUGGAAUCUUCUUUAUGCAUUUGCUGGGGUUUCUGACCGUUUUAAAGGUAUACAACCUUUGGUGCUUAGAUAAAGAGCAGGAAAUAGAAUGUGUUAAUACGGUUAAACAAGGCGGUAAAUAA